ACCGGACGAUCGACUGUCUAGUCUAUCGACAGAGAGCAAAGACGCGCGCUGAGCUCGAGCUAGCUAGCUGGGCAGCUACGGCACACUAUAGUACAUGUACAUUUCAUAUGUACUAGCUCCAUCCACAUUGUUAGAUUUCUGGACUCGCGUGACAGGUCUUGCAGGUAAAAAAAAACAGUGAAGGGCAAAAUGUAGCAAAAAUGACAUGGUUAUAACACGAUCCCUGGCACAGAACUGUGACCGUGAUAAUGAUAAUUUCUCUUUGUCGAUGUGAACUAGCCGUGGGCAGCCAACCAUAUGUGAUGUAAAAAAAAAAGGAGCAUUAAGAGGAAGCUCAACAAAGAAUCAAAUCAAGCCAUUUUUUUUUAUCCUGACAAGUGUCGUGGAAAGGAAGGGAAGGCGAGAAGACAGGAAAUAAAGCUCGGGGGUUUGAGGGCUAUCUGCCAUCAGAGGUGGCUUGCUGUGACUGUGCUGAGCCCCAGCCUGAGUUUGGCAUUUCCACCGACCGACGGGAGGGAUGGGGCCCCACUGAUGACGCACUUGCCCUCUCCACGCUGGCUCAGAAUAUUCACAUCCCAGCCAGCAACAGCUGAGCAUAUGUACGGACAGGAGGCACACACGUACAGGCACACAUUCACUCACCGGGCAGAAGGGGGGCUGCGCCAGGAAAAUACAGACGGGCCCUCAACCAUCUGCUUAUGAAUGCGGCCGGAGAUGCGGGGAGUACAUAUUACACGUACAUUUCAGAAGCAUAUUGGGGCAUCAUGGUGUGGCCUCCGACCAUGAGAUCUGCGUUUGUGGCCAGGAAUCUCCUCCCCUCCGAGGAUGUUUUUAGGACUUGCUUUCAGUGAGAACAAAACAACAGCAGCUGUGAUUCCUGUGAUGGCAGCCGUCGAGGGAAAGCCUCAGCAAGAACUUUGACGAACUGCAUCGCAGCCAACCAGCUGUCCGUGAAAAAAAUUAGAAAAUUUAAAGGUUUUUUUUUUUAAGCAUUUGUCGGAUACCAAUUACAAGGUAAACAGCUGCCAAGAUGUCAUCGGUUAAAGUAGCAGUUCGUGUCCGUCCAUUCAACUCGCGAGAGAUUUCCCGAAGUGCUGAAUGUGUCAUCAGCAUGUCAGGAAAAACAACAACUAUCUCAAAUCCCAAAGCACAGAACAAGGAACAACCAAAGAGCUUCACCUUUGACCAUUCCUAUUGGUCACACACAACACCUGAUGACCCGAACUAUGCCUCUCAGAGACAGGUGUACGAUGACCUGGGCCAGGAGAUGCUUACCCAUGCAUUUGAGGGGUACAAUGUAUGCAUAUUUGCCUACGGGCAGACAGGGUCCGGCAAGUCGUACACCAUGAUGGGCAAACAGGAAGCAUCGCAGGAGGGCAUCAUCCCCUUGCUGUGCAAGGAGCUGUUUGACCGGGUCAGCAGCCACCCCGAGGCCAACACGCAGUACUCGGUGGAGGUCAGCUACAUGGAGAUCUACUGCGAGAGGGUCCGGGACCUGCUCAACCCCAAGAACAACAAGAACCUACGGGUGCGGGAGCACCCACUGCUGGGGCCCUACGUGGAGGACUUGUCCAAGCUGGCCGUCAUGUCGUUCAAUGACAUCUCUGACCUGAUGGACGAGGGGAACAAGGCCAGGACGGUGGCCUCCACCAACAUGAACGAGACCAGUAGUCGCUCCCACGCCGUCUUCACCAUCGUCUUCACUCAGAAGCGGCACGACCUGGAGACGGACCUCUUCACGGAGAAGGUCAGCAAGCUCAGCCUGGUUGACCUGGCAGGAAGUGAAAGGGCCGAUUCGACGGGAGCCAAAGGGGUCAGGUUAAAGGAGGGAGCUAAUAUCAACAAAUCGCUGACUACACUGGGCAAGGUCAUAUCAGCAUUAGCAGAAGUGUCUCAAAUGCAAGCAUCCCAGGCCAGCAAGAAGAAGAAGAAAGCUGAUUUCAUUCCAUACAGAGACUCAGUACUCACCUGGUUACUCAGAGAAAACCUGGGUGGCAACUCCAAGACGGCCAUGAUAGCCGCACUCAGCCCAGCCGAUAUCAACUACGACGAGACACUCAGUACACUCAGGUACGCAGACCGGGCCAAGAACAUCGUCUGCAAGGCAGUCGUCAACGAAGACCCCAACGCCAAGUUGAUCCGUGAGCUGAAGGAGGAGGUGCAGCGGCUGCGGGAGCUGCUGAUUGCCGAAGGCAUCCACAUUGACUCGCUGCACUCGGGCAGCACGGAGGGCAGCGGACAGCAGCAACGGAUCAUCCCCGUGCAGCCCAUGAAGGAGGAUGCCCUGGACCGGCUGAAGGAGUCAGAAAAGCUGAUUGCAGAACUGAAUGAAACGUGGGAAGAAAAGCUGAAGAAGACAGAAGCCAUUAGACUACAAAGGGAGGAGAUGCUGGCGGAGAUGGGCGUGGCCAUCAGGGAGGAUGGUAACACGGUGGGCGUAUUCUCUCCCAAGAAGACCCCUCACCUGGUCAACCUGAACGAGGAUCCUUUCAUGUCGGAGUGUCUUAUAUACUACAUCAAGGAAGGCAUCACAAGAGUGGGACGUUCAGAUGCCAAUAUCACCCAGGACAUCCAACUCAAAGGCUCACACAUACAGGAAGAGCACUGCCUGUUCACCAACGAGGACUCCCAAGUCAAGAUCGUUCCGUUUGAGGGCAGCAUGUGCUAUGUCAAUGGGAAGAAAGUCUCGAAUCCGUUACUACUCCGCUCAGGCUGUCGGGUGAUACUGGGCAAGUACCACGUGUUCCGCUACAACCACCCGGAGCUGGCCAGGCAGGAGAGGGAGAAGACGCCCCAGGUUGAGGCCACUUCAGCUGGCGAGAAGGAACCGGUGGAUUGGGCCUUCGCCCAGAAUGAGCUAUUGCAGAAGCAGGGGAUCGACAUCAAGGAUGAGAUGGAGAGAAGGUUGCUAGCCAUGGAACUGCAGUACAAGAAAGAGAAGGAAGAGGCUGACCAGCUUUUAGAGCAACAGAGACUGGAUUACGAGAGCAAGCUGCAGGCGCUCCAGCGCCAAGUGGAGGAGCAGUCCCUCCUGUCGGGCAACACCACGCCAGGCGACCUGAGCGGCGAGGACGACGACAACCUGGAAAGUCAUCAAUGGACACCAAGGGAAUACGCUUUGGCGAGCUGGGUGGUCAGAAAGUGGCGUUACUACCGUUUCACUUCAAUCAGGGAUGAUCUAUGGGGCAAUGCUAUCUUCCUAAAGGAGGCCAAUGCUAUAAGCGUGGAACUCAAGAAAAAGGUGGAAUUCCAGUUUGUCUUGCUGACGGACACCAUCUACUCCCCGCUGUCGCCCGACCUCCUGUCCAGCGCGGACAAUGCCGACAUCUUGGAGCGUCCCUUCCCUCGCACCGUGGUGGCUGUGGAGGUUACGGACAAGAAGAAUGGUGCCGUCCACUACUGGUCCCUGGAAAAGCUCAGGAAACGCCUUGAAUUGAUGCGCGAGAUGUACGACAAUGCCGCCGAUGCCACGCCCACAACACCCGAAUCACUGGGCUUUGAGAACAGUGCUGUGACCUGCCGGGACCCCUUCUACGAUAGGUUCCCGUGGUUCCGACUGGUUGGAAGAGCUUUUGUGUACCUGAGCAACCUCUUGUACCCGGUUCCCUUGGUCCACCGUGUGGCUAUCGUCAAUGAGAAGGGAGAUGUGCAGGGCUACCUGCGCAUCGCUGUGCAGCACGUUGCACCCGACGAAGAGGCGCCAGACUAUGGAUCAGGCGUGCGCCAGUCUGGGACGGCCAAGAUAGCCUUUGAUGAUGACGAGUAUUUCCAGCGAAAGUUCAAACGUAGCCCAACUAAUCUGAGCCAGUCAGUGAUCUCAGAGGACGAGGUCAGGAUUGUAGAGGGACAGCGAGAGAACUCCGACCUCGAUAUCAUUGAGAAGCAGGACAUUGAGGCCAUGAGCACCACGGAGAGCAUGACGUCCAUAUCAACUUCACUAGACGUUCCCGAGAAUGAUUCCCUCAAGCUGGGGUUGACGUUCACGUUCCGCGUCACCGUGCUACAAGCUUCGGGGAUAUCCUCCGAAUACUCUGACAUAUUCUGUCAAUUUAACCUGCUUCAUGGGCGCGAGGCCUUUGUCACUCAACCCGUGCAGAACAAGGUUCAGGGGGGCGGAGCCCCCCUGGGUUUUUACUUUGUGCAGAAUAUUUCAGUGACGGUGACCAAGGCCUUUCUUGACUAUGUCCGCACCUCGCCCAUCGUCUUUGAGGUCUUUGGCCAUUACCAGGCCCACCCGCUGCACCACCAGAGCCAGGAAACAACCAGAUUGCGACCAUUGAAGCGGAACUUCCCUGCCAGCCUUCCUCUUGCCAGACCAGUUCCAUCCCCUAAGCUUGGCCUUGUCAGCACGCCGAGUACCAGUCAUCUCCACUCACGCCACGACCUGCUUGUGUUCUUCGAGAUCUGUGAAUUGGCACCAUCUGGAGAGUACUUGCCAGCGGUUGUCGACCACAGCGACGAGUUGCCGUGCAGCGGGGUGUACCUCCUACACCAGGGGAUCCAGCGGCGCAUGGCCAUCACCGUCAUCCACGAGUCCACCAACGAACUCCUCUGGAGAGACGUCAGGGAGUUGGUAGUCGGCCGUAUCCGGACAACCCUAGAGGUGACAGAGCCAGACCAUGAGCUGUCGGUUCUGUCGCUCAACCUGCUGCCCGCGAUGUACAUACAACAGCCAGGAGAUGACAGGACUUGUUUCCGUUUUGAAGCCGCAUGGGACUCCUCCCUCCACAACUCGGUGUUGCUAAACAGAGUGACUCCCUACGGUGAGAGGGUCUACCUUACGCUCUCUGCUUACCUGGAGGUAAGUAGACACAUGCUUGACAAUUGCACCCAGUCGGCCUGCAUCACCAAAGACAUCUGCCUUCAGAUGUACGAGCGCGACGCUCGCAUCAGCCCCGCCCGCUCCCUACGCACCCUGUUCGGUAGCAGCUACUACAAAGCCUCAGACAGCCGGGUGACUGGUGUGUACGAACUGUCGCUACGUCGGUCUGCAGAAGCACUCAGCCCAGCAGGGCUAUCUUUCAGUCAAUAUGACCUGAGAGACCUCCUGGAAUCGACUUCACCUGGGGCCAACACCCCCCAGACUAGUGGCACACAACGUCGCCUGCGCAGGGUGAUUGACACCUCGGGCACCUAUGUCCGAGGGGAGGAGAACCUACAAGGCUGGCGCCCGCGGGCCGACUCGCUGCUGCUGGACCAUCAGUGGGAACUGGAGAAACUCAGCCGACUGGAAGAGGUUGAGAAGGCGCGUCAUAACCUCCUGCUGAGGGAUAAGAUCCAGCAGGAGCUGGUGAACACACGGGGCGACGGCCUGCCCAAGUCAGAGACAGACACCUCGCUAGACAGCACCCUUUCCAACGACAGCACGGACCGGGACUAUGAGCUGCUGGACCGCUGUGUCAAACUGAUGAUGCGCAACCAGCCCCCGGUGCUGUCUCCGCCCCCAUUUAAGACUUCUGAGCCACCCACUGUCACCUUGCAGACACCUGAUGACCGCAACGAGGCCAACGCAUCCACCGCAGCCGCCACCGGCACUGCUGGGGUGACCAGCAGCCAGGGUCAAGAGGUUACAACCCCGGACGAGCCCAUGCCCUCCUCCAGCUCCAUGCAGGACCUGCAACUACUGGGCCCCGGGACCCGCAAGCUACAGGUGCCCACCGAUCUGCCGGGGAUACAGGGACAGGAGGCGGCGGCGGCCACCGCGGGAGAUGCCGGCAAGUUGAAGAAAGGAAGCAAGGGGAUGUUUGUGCCAGAAGUGGAAGAAAUCCGUGUCAGUCCUGUUGUGUCAAGGAGAGGCUACCUGAACUUCCUCGAGGAGAAGACAGCAGGCUGGGUGAUGCGCUACGUGGUCGUCCGCCGCCCGUACGUCUUCAUCUACGACAGCGACAAAGACCCCAUUGAGAGAAGCUUGAUCAACCUUGCCACGGCACAGAUAGAGUACAGCGAAGACCAGCAGGCUAUGCUGAGGACUCCAAACACGUUCUCAGUCAUCACAAAGUAUCGUGGCUUCCUCUUGCAAACCAUCGGCGACAAGGACGUCUUCGAUUGGCUGUAUGCUUUCAACCCACUCCUGGCCGGCUCAAUCAGAUCCAAGCUCUCUCGCCGCUUGGCCACCCAGCUCAAAGUGUGAGGAUGCAGUUGAUUGGAUGUUUGCACUUGGUCUACUUCAGGCUUGUCCAAUCCAAUCAAAAGGUCUGUUGUCAACUGGCAGCCUUGUCCAAGGUCUGCCCAACUGAAAAUGUUGCCAAAUUCAGAAUCGUAGUUUAACCCGUAGAGCAUAGAGGUACCAUAACCCCUACAACAAUUUCCUUUAAACACAAGUAAAAGUGCUGUACAUUGAUAACCUGCAACUUGUCUCUAUGUAAAAAUAAGAGUCCAGUGAAUUGUAUAUAAUAAUUUGAUGUCAGUUUAGGUAACCAGUGAAAACUGAGUCAUUCUGUGAAAAAGAAAACGUUGACCAAAAUAUUCUCUAUGUGGUGACCUAGUUUUCUAGUGUAAAUCAACCAGAAUUUAGUCAUGUUAGGGGUUCUGGUAACCAAGGACGAUGUGCAAGUAAGGCCAUACCGUGAGCCAGCCAUUGGUCAUAAAAAUAUUUCUGUUCCAGAAAUUCUUUACAUUGUGUCUCAACAUCUCAUAAAGAUUCAUUCACGUAAAGAUUCAUUCACAUAAAGAUUUAUUCACGUGUUCUUAACAUCGGUCUUGAACUUCUAAAGGGCUCAAUAUCUGACGUUAAAAAAAAGAAAUUUAUAAGGGUGUGGGUACGAUAGUUUUCUCUCAGUCUCUCUCUCGGUCAGUAGUCUGAGAACAAGUGCUUUGAAUGACUGGGUUCACCACUGAUACAUGUACAUACCUGUAUGUCCUGUUGAGAAACUGAUUUCUGAAGGCAUGUUUCAAUGGAGGAGACAUUUUGAGAAAUGUUUGCAGGGUCAGUGUAAGGGGGUAUCAUGCAGGGUAUUGACUGGUUUUUGUGUUUGUUUUCCCGGAUGUCAAACAGUAUCACUCGUACCUGUUGUUGAUAUAACAGAAUUCGACUACUUAAUAAAUCAAUCUUUUGCACCAGAAAGGCCAUCUUUCAACUGCACAGGUGAUAACUGGUACGUUUUUUCCUGUAGUCGGUCGUCAAACAUGCUGAACAUGCUCAAAGUGUGGUACAGUACAUGGACCUCGAAAAGAGAGAACUAUGCCUAAGCCUCACAAAUGAAACUGAUCAGCAAAACGGCGAGUUAAUCACAUGGAUUGCUUGGAUUGGAUUGACAACAAAGUUUACCGAUCCUGGUGGGUCAACAUUUGUUGCAUGUGAACUGGGUGGAAUCUGUUGGAUUUGGUUUGGGUCAAAGUUCACUUUUAUGGGAUUGCCUUCAUUUAGUGGGCUUCACACUUCUUUGUGUUGCUGGGUUUUUCUGGAUUCAGCAAGAUCACAAUUUUUAGGGAUACUAUCGGAUGAAGCCAGCUGUACACUAUUGUGAGAAACUUGGUUUCAGCAAGCUGCAUGGUGUUAUAGGAUUUCUUGGGGUCAGCAUGUAGUGCAUAUUUGCAGGAUUCUGUUGUAUUCAGCAAGCUGCAUAUUUUUGGGAUUCUGUUGGAAUCAGCAAGCUAUACACUAUUGUGGGAGUCUGCUGGAUUCAGCAAGCUGCACUCUGUUGUGGGAUUCGUUGGAUUAAGCAAGUUGUACACUGUUGUGAGAUUCCGUUAAGGGAUUUCAUUUGAUUCCUACUCUUUGGAAGUUGUGGAUUCAGUUUUUCAGCAGGUGUCACUUGUCUUAUUCUUCAAGAUUCAGCUGGCUAAAUUUUGUAGGAUUUUGUUGGAUUCAGCUGUCUAUACUUUUUAAGAUUCAGUCUAACUUGUUAGGCUUCACAUGUUGGAUUCUUACAGUGUCAACAAGCUGAGAAUUCUAUUAGAUUCUGUUGGAUUCAGCUCAUUUUGUUCUGCUUGGAUUUUGUUUGAUCCAGUGAGUGUGACAGAUUCAGCAGGCUUGGGUGUUGGGUUCAGCAGGCUUUCGCUGUUACUCAGAUUCUGCUGGAUUUACAUGUUCCCCCGGUAACAGGCCGUACAUAUUACCAUUGUAAGAUUCUCUUGGAUUCGGUAAGCAUCACAUGUCAUCAAAUUCGGUUGCAUUCAGCAAGCUUUGCACAUGACUGCAGUUGGGUUUUUCUACAUGUUCUAGGAUAAAUCAGAGUGCAUCAAUAGAAGCUGUGUGGGUUUAGGUUACAUGCAGUUUAGCAGACCAAUGAUGAAUACGUGUAAAUCCAGAGAGGUUUCUGUAAUUAGUUUUAGUUCUGUCUUAGCUCCACACAAAAGUAGUACUUUCACCGUAGACUUAUUUCGCAAGGGAUGAAUCCUUUGCACAAAGUUGUAGCUUGCCCUGUGAGUGUAUACGCGUGCACAUGUACCGUACCUUGAUUGUUAACUGUAGACUUAGGCCUGUUGGUAAUUAUGAAUGUACAGUUAUGGAAGGGGGAAAAAAUCAAGUCUUUCACUGAUGAAAUUCUGUGCGGAUGGAGGGAGAUUGUGUCGGAUGUGGUCUGUCCUAUCGACUGAGAGUUGGCCACCUGUCAGAGCUCUCAUCAGUCUUUUCAUUUUUCAUUUGUUUGUUUAUUGUUUAUUGUUUUCUUUAUUGUCAUGAUUGUAGCAUUGAUUGAGAAGGACAGCACUGGUCAAAGUCAGUAUGAGAUCAGAACGUUUGGAGGCAAAGAUGGAGUCCACGACGUGGUGGUACAAAAUGAUUUCCAUGAUGAAAUACCCAUCCAUUCCAUUUCAAACUAGUAGAGUCACCUCCAUUGUCUCAGAGUAAGGGUUGUCUUGUUUGUUGCCAGUGCUUCUCAUCUGUGGUUGGUCGGCUCCAGUUCUAGCGUUUUCAAUAAGCCUCGGCUUUGCGCCUUCUGCAGAGUUGUGCAGAGGAAUCUUCCCUCCAUCACACAGAUUUCGGCAAUUGUAAAAAGAAAGGAAAAGAAGAAAGCCAGAAUAAUUUGACCUGUUAAAUGUCGUGAAUGUUUGUGUAUUGGAUGUUGUGGUUACUGUUCUGGUAUCGUCAAAAUUUACUCAUGGACGAUCGUGUACCUGAAUAUGCACACAGUUGACGAUCACAGAAAUGCAGUGUAAAUAAUGUGUGUUGUUGUACAAUCAGUGAAAUUUCAUUGCGGGGGCAUGUAGUCGUACGUGUACAUAUAAACUAGGAAAUGUGAAAAUACUAAGGAGAAUACAAAAUGGCGGUUUCUGUUGUGAUCUAUAUAUAUAUGAGUAUUUUUAUGCAAAUUGGCUUGCCAUGUACAAGUUUAACUGAGCACUUGUUUCUGCGGAUUCUCUGAUGCUAGCAUAUCAUAGAUCUAGACAGCACUGAAUUAUUCUGUGGAUCUCGGGGGGGGGGGAAUCAGGUUAAGCAAUAGCCUGUGCUGUGAGCAGUUUUUUACCAAAAUGUUAAAAUUGAAAGAAGCAAACAUGGGGAGGAAACAGGUCACAGAAAGUGUUCAAGCAUCAUGACCUUGGAUGAUUAAUUGCAACCACCUACAUUAGUACUACUUAAUUGGAUGAUAGCCAGCGCACAGGUGGUUUGUCUGAAAAGCGCUCGCCUCUCACCACUAUGAACAUCUGAUCCCUUUAAUUCCGAUCAAAGUCAGGCCAUUUUUGUGGUGAUACGGAUCCCUAGAGGAUGCUCCAAGGAUGUUUACCCAGGGCUUGUUGAACUUACUCUGCAAGGGAUUUGUCAGAGGUUUUUUUAAAGCUUCAUGUAAAUGUACACCACCAGCACAAGGGGAGUAUAGGUCACAGGCCUCUUCGUGGGUGUCUCGAUCAACAUCUAACAGCACCUGCUGUCAACAGUUGGUGAGGUAAUCAGAUUUUCAUUGAUAACCACACAAAGGAUGUUUCUAAGGGUAAUUUUGCUGGCUAACUAAUCUUUCUCCAUGUGCUGAAAUUACCUUGAAAAUGGUUCAUGGUAACCUAACGAUUUCUGAAGGGGUCAGCAUAUUCAUGUGUAGCUCUGGUUUUAUUCCCGGCCCAAGUUACCAGUAUAUGUAGGUGUUUGCUGAAUCUUUCCUUUGCCGUGAGGGGUUUUCCCCAGGUUUCCAGUUUCUUCCCUCCCACACAGAUCAACUCUUGCAAUCUUCUGGUUUUGUUCCUCGUUUAACUAUGGGUCCGUUGAUGGCUGCCUGAGACACCUUUACACGCCUUCAACUUGACCUAGGGGUGACAAGGUGCAAACAAUGGUUGGCAGAUUUUAGGAGGGGAACAGUUGUUUUACAAGAGGAUUUGGCAGCCAAGAGCUCAAGUCUGUAUUAUUUCUGGAGAAAACGUGGCACAAAACGUUCCUUCAGCGUACAUUUCCAUGAUUUUUCCUAUUACAAUGCCCCUGUUCCUGUGAUGCCUCUAGAAUUUUUCUAUUAGUUUAGCAUGUAUUACGUAGAACUGUGGGUGUAUUUAACCACUGUAAUGACAACACUGGUCUUUCUGCACAAUUCACUGAUUUUUUAGUUCUGUGAAUGUUUUGCAUUAAUACUUCUUUUUAUUUAAUGACCAAGAGAAGACAAAAUUGUACAAAGAAUUUGUUAAUGAUUUUUUAUCGCACACCGAUCUUGUUUUAUGGAAGCCUCCACAUUUAAUUUUAAGAGCUGUAUAAUAUCACGGCACAAAGUAGUUAUUUGAAAUAAGUUAUUGCAGGUACUGUUGCCUCAUUUAAUUACCGCUGCUGACGUUGAAUUGAUUUUUAAUUUUGAAAUAGCAACAUCGGUAAUGAUUAUUGUUGUGUGCCAUUGCAAUUCGUACGCAAAAGCAAUGAAAGUGGCAAAUAUGCAUAGGUGCAAUGUUCAUGUCUUUAAAGUACAUGUAAAACUCAAUUCUUGGGCAUGCAGUAAGGAUUACUUGUUACUUAUUGGAAUGUAACGAUAGUGUGUCCCGAGUUUUAACAAGUCCAAAUUUUAUUUUCUUACUGUAGCAUUAGCGAAUGUAUAGGCCAAUGGAUGUCAACCUGUACAUGUUUGUAUUUAUGUGCUGCUUGGAGUGGUAGAAGAUAGUCAGAAUUUCAGGCUGUAAUGAAAUAUGCUACUUCUAAGGACACGGACAAAGGAUUUUCAAGGUAACUUCUGUCCAAAGAGUACAAUGUUGCAAAGUUUGACUAAUCCUGAUUUUACCCGAAGCAGAAGAAAGGUUUCACAGGCAAGGUUUCCUAGAAAAAAAAAUAAAAUUAUGGCUGUCGAGGAUAGAAGUAGAUUCAAAAUGGUGAUGUUUUAAUUUGGGGCUACAAAGACAGGAGAAAUAUGACGAUCAACGAAAUAAAUUACAGUAUUAUAACUAUAUAGUGGAUUGAAAUGUAGAUGUGUUUGGGGCUCAUGUGAUCGUUUGUGGCCACAAUUAGUUGUUUGGUGAAACAAAAUGUCUUGCCAUGUUUGGUGCAAAUAUGAAAGCUGAGAAACCUUGUUUUUUAAUUCAUUGGUUUUGGAAACGAAUGCAGGUAUAAUGGAUAGGAAACAUUUCCCUGCAAUAUCAAAAACACUAACAUUUCUAGUAGAUGUAGAUUUCUGUGUCGUCUCUAGCUUAACGAUAAACAUAUCCCCAGGAUCACGUUAGAUAACCAACACAAAUUGAUUGUACUUUAGAGUUGGAAAUGGAAUCACUGCAUUUAGAGAACACGGUUUUGUGAUUGAUGAGUAGAUCAUGUGUGCAUUAUUAAACUUCUUGGUGACAAAUGUCGCUAUGUAGUCAGCUUUUGAUAAUAAUCACAGUGUAGUCCAGAGGAAUUUGAAAAUGUAGUAAGAGUUAAUUAUAGGUCUGAAUAACUUGAGGAAUCAGUCAUGGAACCCAAGUAAACUUUUAAAAAUAAAUAACUUUUGACCUACAAACAACGAAUUAUAUUUUUUAAGGUAUUGAAGAGAUUGUUGAAGCAAUUGUACAAAAGCAAAAAGAUCUGUGGAUUGAUAAUGCUUUUUUCCCCCUCUAUCCUCCAAAAUGUAUUAAAAAUGCUCACUUAAAGGGUGUACUACAUGUACAUGUACCCCACACAAACAAGGGUGUUCUUAGGGUGUUGAUUAUUAAACGUAACACUUCAAGUGACGGGGAAAACAAGCUUUUCAGUUUUUCUUCAGAGUUCUUGAUUUCACAAACAGGGUCUCGGAACAUUUCCAGCUGCAAGACCAAGUAAGGUUUUUGUUUUAUUGUUAACGUUUUUGCUAAAAAAAGGACUUGUUUUUCCUCAGCGAGGUGAUGUUCCUUAUCUCUGACAGCCUUGGUCUGGACAGUCUUUGAUAUUCUUGAAUUAAAACCUUGUUUAAGUUACAGCUUGAGGUAUUAUUUACCAUUUUGUAUUUCAUUUAAGCAAAAACCAAAGUAAGGUGUAUUAUUUUGUUGUUCACUGCCACUUUUGGGUGUUGGAAGUAUUGAUAUUGGUGAAUCAAUUAUUUUGUUUAUUUACAAUUGAAAUAAGGGUGCAGAUACGGUAGAAGCAUUAUUUGCAAAAAUGUAACAUAAAGUUAAUUAUUUUGAAUUGAUUUUUCUCCACACUUGACAAAUGAAUACCCAUAUCCAAGUACAAAACGUCAAGAUUCUGUGUAGCUUUCAACCAUGACGGGGGACAUUUUGAGGCCCCCCCCCGAAAAAAAUCUGUCAAAUCAAAUUCCAAAAAUCCUGAGGUUAACUGUACGUUUAUUUCAUUUAUGGUAAUUUCUUGGCACAAGCAAAUACAAACUGUUAUGGUCAGUGCACAGUAUGGCAAAAGGUUUCACAGUGUGUUGAAGUAUGAUUUGCAACGUGUACCAGUCUGUCAGCGACCAAAGGCAAAACCUGAUCGAGGCACAUACAUUUGUACACAACAAAGACGCUGAAGCCUGGUUCCCUACCUCGAUUGCAUACAGUUUCUAUACACAGUUGUGAAAAUGCACACAUGCACAAACGUCCAAAACGCUGAUGUUACCUUCCUAGUGUGGACUUUCUUUGAUUUUGUGUCGUUUAAAAAUACACUUGGUGAAAAUUCUUAGUUUUCUGGCACAGUGAACAUUCUUUGAAGCUGGCUUUUAUUUGAUGGCUUCAUUGACACCCCCUUCUCUAGGUAAAAUCCUAACCCCGAAAAUACUUUGCAAACCUAUUUUCCAGCAAGGGGGUGACCCUGUGUGGACCUGGCUUAGUCCACAAAAGGUCCGUAAGCCAGGUCCUCACGACCUGCCUUGCGUGGACUUCAUUUGUUCACAGAUGCAUACCUAGGUACGUAUAAGGUUGCCACAAAGUCCACACUCAAGUUGGCGUAGGACUCUUCUGACCAUGUACAUGUAUAAUGUAGGUACAUGUCUUUUUAGGCUAUUUCAAAAUGUAAUGACUAUGGCUAGAAACACCUGCUCCAUCUAUGAAAGCCACAAGCUUUCCAUAGACACACACAUGUAUUAGUCCUAGCCGCAGCCAGUUGAUUCUUUUACCCAAUCUCCAGAUCUGACCACAACAUGUUGAAACGUAGAGCCCCCGACAAAUUUCGCAGAGAAAGACAUCAGGCCCACCUUCCUGAGUACUAAUCACUUACAUGUAUAAAGUCUAUGUUAUGUGUGCUCUAAGAAUAAGUAGAAUUUUAUGCCAAAAAUAAAAUGCUAUGGGGCCAUGUACAUGAACACAAACUCAAUAAAAAGCAUGAGCUUACAUGUGUACAUGAA
This is a messenger RNA of Acanthaster planci (crown-of-thorns starfish), 13622 nucleotides long. Its product is annotated as kinesin-like protein KIF1A. Gene Ontology annotation, biological process: microtubule-based movement. The record is from RefSeq and is a predicted model, not a curated record. Gene Ontology annotation, molecular function: microtubule motor activity; ATP binding; microtubule binding. NCBI's taxonomy places the organism in Eukaryota, Metazoa, Echinodermata, Asteroidea, Valvatida, Acanthasteridae.